GAACCAAGGAUAUCUCCCUCUCUAUGAAAAAAUAUGGCUCAAACGCACAUUUCAAAGGGUUAUGGACAUCCUUGUUUUACUACUCCUUCUCAUGCUUCUCAGUGUCCGUUUUUUCUCCAUCAACACCUUCACUCUUCCAUGGUUCCUUGCUUUCUUAUGCGAAUCUUGGUUCACCUUCACUUGGAUUGUCAUUCUCAACGCCAAAUGGAGUCCUGCAAUAACUAUAACCCACAUAGACCGUCUCAUGCAACGGUUAGUUGAGGUUCCGCGAGUUGACUUGUUUGUGACAACAGCAGAUCCUAUACUUGAACCCCCCAUCGUCACAGUGAACACAGUGUUGUCUCUUAUGGCACUUGAUUAUCCUACUAACAAGCUUGCUUGCUAUGUUUCUGAUGAUGGUUGUUCUCCUCUUACGUACUAUGCCCUUGUGGAAGCCUCCAAAUUUGCCAAGCAUUGGGUACCCUUUUGUAAGAAUUACAACAUACAAGUUAGAGCACCUUUUAGAUGCUUUUCUGAUGUUCCCAUUACCAAAAGUGACGAGUCCAUGGAAUUCAUGCUAGAAUGGUCUAGAAUGAAGGAUAUGUAUGGUCGUCUGAGCCAAAACAUCAAAGAUGUGAGCCAAAAACCAACUCCGUUCCCAUUGGACGGAGAAUUUGCAGAUUUCUCAAACGCAGAGCGAAGAAACCAUGCAAGCAUAAUUAAGAUUAUAUUGGAGAACAAGGAAGGUCUUUCAGAUGAGUUGCCACACUUAGUCUACAUAUCCAGAGAGAAGAGGCCACAGUAUCCACAUAAUAACAAAGCUGGAGCUAUGAAUGUAUUGACAAGAGUAUCCGGGUUGAUGACCGAUGCUCCCUUUAUGUUGAAUGUAGACUGUGACAUGUUUGUGAACAAUCCAAAAAUUGUUUACCACGCUAUGUGCAUUUUGAUGGACUCAGAGAUUGGUAAAGAAGUUGCUUUUGUUCAAUAUUUCCAGCAAUUCUAUGAUGGUUUAAAAAAUGACCCUUUUGGAAAUCAGUUGGUGGCUGCAUUUGAGUACAUAAUACGAGGCAUUGCAGGACUUCAAGGACCUUACUAUGUAGGAACAAACACCUUCCAUAGAAGAAAGGCUAUUUAUGGGCUUUAUCCAAAUGAAAUUGAAAGCAGCAAAAAAGGUCUUGCCUUAACACAACUUCACUUACUCAUGUUUCUUGGUUAUUUCAAAAUUUCCAAUGAGACUCAAAAUAAAAUACCAUACGGAUCUUCUACAGGAAAAUUACCAGAGAAGAUAUUAAUGCAACAAUUUGGAUGUUCAAAGGAGUUUAUCAAAUCAGCAACUCAUGCUGUGCAGGGGAGCGCAUAUUAUGCUAAUGAUAUUAGUCCUUCCAAAUUUAUUGAGGCCGCAAUCCAAGUUGCUAACUGUGGAUAUGAAUAUGGCACUAGCUGGGGUAAUAAGAUAGGGUGGUUAUAUGGAUCAGUAUCAGAGGAUAUUCCUACCGGGUUUAACAUCCAUAGAAAAGGUUGGAGAUCAGAGUGUUGUACCCCAGAUCCAAUUGCCUUCACAGGGUGUGCUCCUAGAGGAUUAGUCUCUACAAUGAUCCAACAAAAAAGAUGGGCCUCAGGCGUCACUGUAAGCUUCUUUGGAAAGCACUCUCCUCUUCUGGGCUUCCUUUUUGGUAAGAUCCAAUUCAGGACAUGCUUGUCCUACUUUUGGAUUGCCAACUGGGGCAUUCGUAGUGUCUUCGAAGUUUGUUAUGCUGCUCUACCAGCAUAUUGUAUAAUUACCAACACCAAUAUCUUUCCUAAGGGACUUGGCCUAUGGGCUCCUAUUGCACUUUUUGUGGUUUAUAUGGUACAUACUCUACUAGAGUAUCGAUCAAUUGGGUUGCCCAUAAGACAUUGGUGGAACAACCAGAGAAUGAGCAUAAUAAGAACCACAACUGCAUGGUUUAUUGGAAAUUUGGAUGGCAUGCUCAAGGUUUUUGGGGUAUCAGAUGCUGUCUUUCAAGUAACACAAAAGGAAAGUUCUGAUGCUGAUGGAGGGGAUGCAGAUGAUGGAAGGUUCACAUUUGAUGAGUCCCUAGUUUUUGUGGCAGGAACAACCAUUUUACUGGUCCAAUUGACAACACUAAUCAUCUGGAUUUUUGGGUUGCAAAUGCAAGCUACUAAGAGUGGAAAUGGGUCUGGACCAGGGGAGUUGAUUUGUGUUAUGUAUCUAUUAGCGUGCUACUGGCAAUAUUUGAAAGGGUUGUUUGGCAAGGGAAAAUACGGGGUUCCAUCGUCCACUAUAUGCAAAUCAGCAGUUCUUGCACUUGUCUUUGUGCACUUGUGCAGAAGCACCGCUAUUGGUUGAUCACUUGAUAUUGAAUUUCUCAGUUAGUUUUGCUCUCAUAUUUAUUUUCUCAACCUUGUGCAUUUUUACUUGAUUAGUUAUUAAACUAUUAGAUUAUUUAGGGUGACAAUUAAUUUGGAGAAUAUGAUAACUUUCCAUA
This is a messenger RNA of Abrus precatorius (Indian licorice), 2468 nucleotides long. Its product is annotated as cellulose synthase-like protein B4. The transcript has 9 exons. Bases 62 to 2329 code for a protein of 755 amino acids. NCBI's taxonomy places the organism in Eukaryota, Viridiplantae, Streptophyta, Magnoliopsida, Fabales, Fabaceae. Gene Ontology annotation, cellular component: plasma membrane; trans-Golgi network. The record is from RefSeq and is a predicted model, not a curated record. Gene Ontology annotation, molecular function: mannan synthase activity; cellulose synthase (UDP-forming) activity. Gene Ontology annotation, biological process: plant-type primary cell wall biogenesis; cellulose biosynthetic process.